UCCCUCAAAUUUACCAGAUGAAAUUUGGUACUUCAUUCAUUCAAAUGAGAGAAAAGAGUCAGCCUUUGGAUUUUGGAAAACCAAAGGAGAAACUCAUGAGAUAUAUUUGGAUUCUGAAUUAAAUGGUUGGAGAACUACUCUCGAAUUUUUUGAAGGUGAAGCCCCUAAUGGACGAAGAACUGGUUGGCUUAUGCAAGAGUACAGGAUAACACAAAAGGGAUUAUGGCAUGAAACUGAGCCAAAGGACUCUAAAUCACUUUGCAAAAUUUUCCGUUCCAGUCCGCAUAGCCCCAAAAAUGAGAUUCAGCCCAAUUACAACAUGACUGAUGUUAGUGCAAAAUGCAAUAGUUCAGUGGCAUCAGUUAACCCGAGCAAUAAUAAAACCUCAGCACAAGAUUCCUCAAGCAAAUCCGAGGUAAAGAGGGUCCAGAACACUUCUCCAGAUGAUUUUGCAGAGGAAGAAUGUUUCUCAAAUGGUGACUUCUUGGAAUUAAAUGAUUUUGCAGAAGAGUCACUUUCUUCUAGUUCAGAGAAUUCAAGUUGUCCAAGCCGGGCAUCCGAUGAAUAUUUUGAUUCAUUGGCAUUGUUGCGAGACCUGAAUGAUCAGGGGAAGGAUUUAAGCAAGUAUAGUUUUUCUGCAUCUGUUAGACCAGAUAAGGUGGUUAUGAAGCCAGCCACUUUAGGAUCUAUAGAGGGUGGGACUGGAAGUAAGCAUGCAGUAGAAGGAUUCCUAGCCGGGUCAGCACCCGACCCUAAUAAAAGUCAGAAGUCGGAGCACAGAAUUGAAGGCACAGCAAAUUUUUAUGAUGAAGCAAAGCCAUCUGCAACUGGAGAAAGAAAGGCCGUUGUAGGCAGAAUGCAAAGGCUCAAGGAGAUUUUCUGUUGUUUCUAAGCGAUACAUCCUCUUCUAUGGGAAGUGCUACAUGUACAUAAUUAGUUACAUAAUAGUGUCCAUAAUUACAUGUGGUACUUGAUCUAACCUUUAAUUCAAAUCUCACACUUGCACAUCAACAACCGGAUGAUUGCCACAUCACAUUAUGGAUACCAUUAUGUGCAAUAAUUAUGUAUAAGUAGAAUUUUUCCUCUUCUAUCACCUAGUACAAAUGUUACAGAAUAACCGUCAUAUUGUCGGAAUUGCUACGUAUGAUUGGAGUUCGACAGAUAAUGUAAUAGGAGAAGAUAAGAUUCUCACCCUUUGGAACAUGUAUGGUUAAGCUUAAAAGCUAUAAAAAAGUUUGUUUUUGUUUUUGUUU
Molecule: messenger RNA, 1253 nt
Organism: Olea europaea var. sylvestris
Lineage: Eukaryota; Viridiplantae; Streptophyta; Magnoliopsida; Lamiales; Oleaceae
Exons: 5
Coding region: 191-892 (233 amino acids)
Source: RefSeq, a predicted model, not a curated record